AUGUCCGACUAUGCAUCCCUCAAAGUGCCGGAGCUGAAGAAGCUCCUGGCUGAGAAGAAGCUGUCGCAGACCGGCAACAAGGCCGAUCUGAUUGCGCGCCUGCAAGAGGCCGACAAGAAGGACGCCACCGCGUCGGGGGAAGACAGCAAGCCUGCCGAGAACAAAGAAGACGAAAUCAACUACAGCGAUGACGAAGCGACUGGCGCGGCCGCCUCAAAACCUGAACAGGCAAAGGCAGCAGAGCAACCCGUAGAGACGCCCGCCGAAGCGCCCGCCGCCGCCGCCGCCGAAACCGCAGAAGAACAGGAGGACGCAGUGAAGCCUGCUGAAGAAGAAAAGCCCGCUGCCGAGGAAGAGGCCAAGGAGCCCGCCCCGUCCUUCGCCAUGGGUCUCUCGUCCUCCACCGCCGACGAAGAGCUCAAGAAGCGCGCCGAACGAGCCAAGCGCUUCGGCACUGAGCUCGACGACGAGACGACGAAACUGGCCGAGCGAGCCAAACGCUUUGGCAUCAAUGAUAAGGAAUUGGCCAGCGGAUUGGACGCAGCUCUGCCCGAGCGAUCGCUGAAGCGUGGCCGCGGCCGCAACGAGGGCGAUGGCAACAGGCCCGGCAAGAAGCGCAGCCAGGACCGUAAGGGACCUUCUGGCAACGAGAGGCGCAGCGGCCGCAACAACAACAAGACUCAGGGUGGCAAUGCCUCGGGCAAGCCCAAGUUCGGCAGCAUCAUAGAAGAUCCUUCUGAGCGAGCCAAGGCCGAGAAGCGAGCUGCCCGAUUUGCUGCGGCGUAA
This is a messenger RNA of Trichoderma gamsii, 786 nucleotides long. RefSeq lists its product as hypothetical. NCBI's taxonomy places the organism in Eukaryota, Fungi, Ascomycota, Sordariomycetes, Hypocreales, Hypocreaceae. The coding region runs from base 1 to 786 and encodes 261 amino acids. The record is from RefSeq and is a predicted model, not a curated record. Gene Ontology annotation, biological process: poly(A)+ mRNA export from nucleus. The transcript has 2 exons. Gene Ontology annotation, cellular component: nucleus.